AUGCCAGCCCUCAAGACUGGGCUCGCGCUUCUGGCACUAGCGACAUCAACAUAUGCACAGUACUUCGGAGGAUACACAAGCGGCAGCGACAAUCCCUAUUCGAGCAGCAGCAGCAGCAGCGACACCAAUGGCGAUGGGAGCAGCACUUUUGGCGGACAAUCGAGCGGUAGCUUUGGUGGCUUUGGAGGGUUUGGCCAGUACAACAAGACUGUCACAGCACAUGCUGUUCUGGCAGCGCUUGCAUUCGGUUUCUUCUUUCCAGUAGGCGGCAUCGUAAUCCGCCUCGCCUCCUUCCGCGGUCUCUGGCUCGUCCAUGGCCUCUUCCAGAUCUUCGCAUACCUCCUCUACAUUGCUGGAGCAGGCAUUGGAUUAUGGAUGAUCUCAGCCCGCCGCCAGCUCCUCCACGACCCCCACCCCAUAAUCGGCAUUAUACUCCUCGUCCUGAUCUUCUUCCAACCAUUCCUCGGCUUCCUUCACCACUUCAUGUUCAAGAAACACUCCCGCCGCGUAGUCUGGUCAUACGGACACAUCUGGCUCGGUCGGAUCAUCAUCACAUUAGGCAUCAUUAACGGCGGUCUUGGGCUAAGGCUAGCAAGACGAGCGCCCGUUGCGCCACCGAGUAGAGGGGCGAUCAUUGGGUAUAGUGUUGUGGCGGGGUUGAUUUGGUUGGUCUAUGUUGUUUCUGCGAUUGUUGGGGAGAGGAAGAGGGGCAGGGUGGUGAUGGUCAGGGAGACGGAGGGGCAUGGGAAGGAGUAUGAGAGUAGUCGCAGUCGGGAGCAUAGUAGGGAGCAGUAUGCGUAG
Fulvia fulva is the source of this 801-nucleotide messenger RNA. RefSeq lists its product as uncharacterized. Lineage: Eukaryota; Fungi; Ascomycota; Dothideomycetes; Mycosphaerellales; Mycosphaerellaceae. The coding region runs from base 1 to 801 and encodes 266 amino acids. The transcript has 3 exons. The record is from RefSeq and is a predicted model, not a curated record.